AUGGCCGUGAAUGGUAAUGAUACAUCAACUGAUGAUCGUUUAAAACAAGCAUAUGAAGUUUUAUCUAAACGAAAUCAUAAUCGUGCAUUAGGUCUUAAAGAUGCUGGAAUUUGUAUACGUGCAGCAGGUUAUAGUCCAUCAAAUAAUGAACUUAAAAAAAUAAUUGAUACAAAAUUAGGUACAACUUAUUCUCAUCAAUUAUUUGAUUUAAAAACAAUUGAAGAUUUAUGUACUGGUUUAAAGAAACGUUCGGAAAGAGAUGUACAUGAUAGUUUACGUUGUUUUGAUUAUGAACGUAAUGGUUUUAUAUCUGCUCAAGAAUUAAAAUAUUUCUUAGGUACACGUGGAGAAAAAUUAAGUGAAGAAGAAAUUGAUGAAAUGUUACGUGAUUUGGAUAUUGAUCAACAAGGAAUGUUAUCUAUUGAACAAGCAUUAUCAUUAUUUUUUGUUGGAGAUUAUACCGAAUAA
This is a messenger RNA of Adineta steineri, 468 nucleotides long. NCBI's taxonomy places the organism in Eukaryota, Metazoa, Rotifera, Eurotatoria, Adinetida, Adinetidae. The record is from the annotation of a GenBank genome assembly.